AUGCCCACCAGGUCUCUGGAGGAGAUUAAAAGCCUGUUCCAGAGGUUGUCGGUGCGAAGGUCAAGUUCACCGUCGCCGGCCGGCGGGAGGGAGGCAGCGUCUGCGGUUCCAGGCGCCUUGGUGAGCAGACUGCCUCUCUUUGGCCGGGCGAGGCUGGCCUCCCCGGUGGAGGAGGAGGAGGGCUCCAAGAGGCCCAGGGACGCCCUCGCUGGAGGCCCGCCGGCCUCUGGCCUCUGCUACGAGGCGGAGAGUCCGGACGAGGCGGCCCUGGUCUACGCGGCCAGGGCCUACCGGUGCACCCUGCAGGCCCGGACGCCGGAGCAGGUCACCGUGGACUUGGCCGCCUUGGGGCCCUUGACCUUCCCGCUGUUGCACGUCCUGCCCUUCGACUCCGCGAGGAAGAGGAUGUCCGUGGUGGUCCGGCACCCGCUCUCCAACCGGGUCGUGGUCUACACCAAGGGCGCCGACUCUGCCAUCAUGGAGCUGCUCUCGCCACCGUCCCCCGGUGAAGCAAGUCUGGAGAAACUGCAGGUGACAAUAAGGGAGAAGACCCAGAGACACCUGGAUGAAUACGCCAGACAGGGCCUGCGCACGUUAUGUAUCGCCAAGAAGGUGAGUCCGCCGGGUCCACGCUGUCUCUUCCGUCCUUUCCCUUGUUUAGCCACCGUUUACUGAAAACUAGCAUGUGACAAGCCCUAAUCUGGGCACUGCGGCGAGUCCCCGGACUCUGGCUGUCUUUUAGGCCAGCCUUAAGUUUCCCCUUAGAAGUUCUUGAUACUGGGCCGGGCGA
Messenger RNA from Microcebus murinus (gray mouse lemur), 790 nucleotides. Lineage: Eukaryota; Metazoa; Chordata; Mammalia; Primates; Cheirogaleidae. The record is from RefSeq and is a predicted model, not a curated record.